AUGGUUGUGAAGGAAGCUGAUUGUGAUUUACAAACUUUAGAAACAAAUAGCCAUAAAGAAGCUUCAAUUGUAACAUUGAUAAUGUUAGUACUUAUCGGUGGUACAAUUGGUACUUAUAAUAUAACAUUCUUAUAUAACUUCAUUGUGGAAGAAGAACAUUCAUAUAUGUUAACGUUUAACAUGAAAGAUAUUGAUAUUGGUAAGAAAUUUUUAUUCAUUCAAUUUUUUUGCCUAAUUGUUGGCACACUAUUUGUCUACUGUUGGUAUGGUGAACAAAUAGCAACUCUUUCAAAAUCAAUUGCUUAUUCGUCAUAUGACACACAUUGGUAUAAUAGGACAAAAGAAUUUAAAUCCUUAAUACUACAAAUGGUAACUCGAUCACAAAAGCCAGUAUAUUUAACAGCUUGCGGAUUCGUUAAUGCUACUUUAGAAUCGUAUUCUGCGGUUUUGCAAGCUUCAUUAUCAUACUUUACGCUCCUAAGGACCGUAGGAAAUACGGAUGAAGUAGAAGCAUAA
Messenger RNA from Chrysoperla carnea, 516 nucleotides. Its product is annotated as odorant receptor 4-like. Gene Ontology annotation, cellular component: plasma membrane. The record is from RefSeq and is a predicted model, not a curated record. NCBI's taxonomy places the organism in Eukaryota, Metazoa, Arthropoda, Insecta, Neuroptera, Chrysopidae. Gene Ontology annotation, biological process: sensory perception of smell; detection of chemical stimulus involved in sensory perception of smell. Gene Ontology annotation, molecular function: odorant binding; olfactory receptor activity. The transcript is spliced from 3 exons. Bases 1 to 516 code for a protein of 171 amino acids.